This is a messenger RNA of Eimeria maxima, 2433 nucleotides long. RefSeq names its product GTP-binding protein, related, related. Gene Ontology annotation, cellular component: cytosol. Bases 1 to 2433 code for a protein of 810 amino acids. The record is from RefSeq and is a predicted model, not a curated record. The transcript is spliced from 5 exons. NCBI's taxonomy places the organism in Eukaryota, Apicomplexa, Conoidasida, Eucoccidiorida, Eimeriidae. Gene Ontology annotation, molecular function: GTPase activity.
AUGCCUCCGUACGGCGGGAAGCCCCCUGGGAAGGGGCGAAACAGGGGCAGUGGUAUUGGCUCCGCCGUCCUCCAUCAGUGCCUUCGUAAACAGGCGGAGAGAACACAGAGCCAUCUUGCUUUUGUCCAGUCUUUAAAGGAUGAAAGGGAUAGUAUUAGAGCAUCUCUCUCACCUUCACCCGCCGGGGUAGCUCUUGGAGGCACCAUUUCCCGUCACCGUACCCUAGAGUUCCUUUCAGGUGCGCUGGGUAUUGCAAAUCCGGCCAAAGGAAGCGCCCAGUCGAAGCAUUCAGAGCAACAUUUGCGUUCUAUCAUAGAACGCAGCGGUCUGGACGAGUACAUUAGCACCGCCCUUGCGGCGCAGGAUAACUUUCUAGUCGACAGGUACGCGACGCGUCUUCUGCAGGAGCCAACGGCCCCUCAUGUAGUUCCAAAAAACGUGGACGAAGAUGCCGGCAGAAGGAAAGAUUUCUUCACAGAGGGUGGCGACGUGCCCAUUCCUCGGCGGGCUGUCCUGUUUUCACGCGAAAUGGCUGAUGCCUGCAAGAAAGCAGACAGCCAAGACCGCCCAAGAGGUGUCAGCCACGCGACAAGGAACCGCAGGCGAAGAAACAGGGCACGAGUCAACCUUCUUUUAGGAGGGAAGGUAGAAGAAGCUACGAUUUAUAACGUGCAGUUCGUACGACAGCAACGGGAUGAACUGCAUCGUCGGUUUCAAAAGGCAAAGGAUGCCAAGACCAAUAAACGGCCUGGUCGACAGGCAAAGCCUGCAGCUGCGCGUGGUCGGGAGCUUGGAGCUGGGGAUGCAGUCGCAGAUUUAGAGGAUAAGUGGGGGUCCGAUACCACAGAGACAGUAAAUGAAGUGGAGGGGGAAGAAUCCAACGAAGAAAUUUUUAGUGAUUCAGAAGCCGGUGGCGACACAGACGACGCAUCCAGUGCUGUGUCUUCUUCCGUUAGCAGCUCUAUGACAGCUGAAGACGGUGACACUGCCUCAUCUCCUCCGCCGUCUCAUAGCGAAGCACCUCAAUUCCCGAAGACAGCUGCAGAAUUGGAUGAAGUCGAAAUGGACGAGUUUCUGCGGUGGAGACGGAAGCUUGCGAGCAUGGAAGAACAAGGUGUUGUCUUAACUCCCUACGAAAGAAACAUUGAGGUGUGGAGGCAGCUGUGGCGAGUCAUUGAACGUUCAGAUAUAGUCCUGCAAAUCGUUGACGGGAGGUCUCCAAUGUUCUUCCGUUGCAAAGAUCUCGAAAAGUAUAUCAAGGAAGUAUCUGCUGAAAAACGAGUUAUUUUGGUCAUUAACAAGUCAGAUCUAUUGCCACCAGCUGUACGGGAGGAAUGGUCCCAGUACUUCAAAGAAAAUGGGGUGGAGGCAGUUUUCUUUUCAGCACUUCGUGAACUCGAGCAGUCUGAAAAAGCGGCUGAGGAGGGACCUCCAGACAGUUCUCCCAGCCAUAAAGAAGUGGAUAUUCACCUGAAGAGGGACGACGCCAAUUUAUUGCAACAGACAGAUGGUACGACGCCCGAGCUGCCGUCUGUGCCACACGACCCACAUGGCAAAACAUCUGUAAGUGUCCACAAGGAUAUUCUUAGCUGCGAUUUGUUGGUGGAACUUCUGUCGAAAUAUCGAGAGGAAAUCUUCUCGAAAAGACGCCUAUCGGAUGGCCUCGUGUUUCCAAAAGCAGUGGCAUCUAAGCACAUUCUUGUGCUGAAUGGAGUUGUUCCCGUAGACGAGAUGCGUGGGGAUUACAUCACGUCUGUGCAGCUGAUAUGCGACGCGAUUCCUUACACUGUAAUUCGGCACUAUGGGAUAACAGCAGACGCCUACCGAGAUGCCUACAACAGUUCUCAGUAUGGUGCAGGAAACGCCGGCCAUCGAAAGGUGAAUGCUGCUGCGAGGCCUCUUGAGCACAUCGAGGCUGUGCACGUUAUGGCGGCAAUAGCCACUCAUCGUCACUUUAUUUCGGGAGGUAAAGGAGGGCAAUUGGAUAUGUAUCGCACGGCGAAGAUGAUUUUGAGAGAUUUCACGACGGGCCGUCUCCAGAGGUGCCAUUUGCCCAAGGGGAGUGUUUACGGCGAAGACGAGGAGACUGCCAAUAUUAAUAAAUUUCUGUCGGAAGUUAGCAGCUCCGUAGAGACGCGGAUCGCACAGGCAGACACUUCAAGGGUAGCCCCACAAUUAGCUGGAACAUCUAGCGGUAGUAGUAAGCCCGGGGGCGAUGUAAAGCAGCAUCUCCAAAUGAACCCGACGGAUGUUUUGCGAGAGCUCGAACAGGAUGAAGACCUGCUGGAGGUACUUGGGAGUGGAGGGAAUUCUCAGGCCGUUGGAGGUAAUGUCCAGUGUGUAAUGACGAAGCGGAAGGCUCGUCAACUACAAAAACAAAUGUUGAAGGGAAAGGGGAAAAACGGCCUAGGGGGGAUUGCCCACCAACGUUGA